Pseudopodoces humilis (Tibetan ground-tit) is the source of this 4650-nucleotide messenger RNA. NCBI's taxonomy places the organism in Eukaryota, Metazoa, Chordata, Aves, Passeriformes, Paridae. The record is from RefSeq and is a predicted model, not a curated record.
AAGUGGCGGCGGCGGCUGCGGGGCUGAGGAAAUGCAGUUCCACCUACUCACCCCUCUAUUGCACAUUUGGAUCUCCCGGUGCCACGGCUCUGCAAGUGUAAAAGCUACAGGGUGUGUCAAGACAGGAGGGAAAACUGGACUCCAUGGUCAGCUGCUGCCAUGAACAGCAGUUUCCCCCGAAAUCUACUGCUGAGCUUUGGUCUCGACUCGAGAUUGAGCAAGCUCCAAGCUGGUAUAUUGGGGACAUCAUGAAUUGGAAUAAAGGUGGACCUGGUACAAAGAGAGGCUUUGGGUUUGGUGGAUUUGCCAUAACACCUGGCAAGAAAGAGGAGCCCAAGCUGUCUCAGCAGUCCCACAGUGCUUUUGGCACCGCUGGGUCCUCAGCAGCAUUUGCAAAAUCAGGGCCUCCUCAGUUGCCUUCCUUCUACAAAAUUGGGUCAAAGCGAGCCAAUUUUGAUGAGGAGAAUGCGUACUUUGAGGAUGAGGAGGAAGAUUCCAGCAAUGUGGAAUUGCCCUACAUUCCCGCAGAGAAUUCCCCCACUCGGCAGCAGUUCCAUUCCAAGUCGGCAGACUCUGACAGCGAUGAUGAUCCUCUGGAGGCAUUCAUGGCUGAAGUGGAGGAUCAAGCUGCUCGAGACAUGAAGAGACUUGAAGAUAAAGACAAAGAAAAAAAGAACGUUAAGGGUAUUCGAGAUGACAUUGAAGAGGAAGAUGACCAAGAAGCGUAUUUUCGCUACAUGGCUGAAAACCCCACUGCUGGUGUGGUGCAAGAGGAGGAAGAGGAUAACCUGGAGUAUGAUAGUGAUGGGAAUCCGAUUGCACCGUCCAAAAAAAUCAUUGAUCCUCUUCCACCUAUUGACCAUUCAGAGAUUGAAUACCCACCGUUUGAGAAAAACUUCUAUGAUGAACAUGAGGAGAUCACCAGCCUGACCCCUCAGCAAGUGGUGGAGUUACGGCAUAAGCUGAAUCUCCGGGUCUCCGGGGCUGCUCCUCCAAGGCCUGGCAGUAGUUUUGCUCAUUUUGGGUUUGAUGAGCAACUUAUGCACCAGAUUAGGAAAUCUGAAUAUACCCAACCCACUCCAAUACAAUGUCAGGGUGUUCCAGUGGCACUAAGUGGCAGAGACAUGAUUGGGAUAGCCAAGACUGGAAGUGGGAAGACAGCUGCCUUCAUCUGGCCAAUGCUGAUCCACAUCAUGGAUCAGAAGGAGCUGGAGCCAGGGGAUGGUCCCAUUGCAGUGAUCGUCUGCCCGACCAGGGAGCUCUGCCAGCAGAUCCACUCCGAGUGCAAGCGCUUUGGCAAGGCCUAUAACCUGCGCUCCGUGGCCGUGUACGGAGGAGGGAGCAUGUGGGAGCAAGCCAAGGCCCUGCAGGAGGGGGCAGAGAUCGUGGUCUGCACACCAGGUCGUUUGAUUGAUCAUGUGAAAAAGAAAGCUACAAACCUGCAGAGAGUCACUUACCUUGUGUUUGAUGAAGCUGACAGAAUGUUUGAUAUGGGGUUUGAAUAUCAGGUCAGAUCAAUUGCAAGCCACGUACGUCCUGACAGACAGACCCUCUUGUUCAGUGCCACGUUCCGUAAGAAGAUUGAGAAAUUGGCCCGGGAUAUUCUGAUCGACCCAAUUCGGGUUGUGCAAGGAGACAUUGGAGAGGCAAAUGAAGAUGUCACUCAGAUUGUGGAGAUUUUCCCCUCUGGGCCCAGCAAGUGGAACUGGCUGACGCGGCGCCUUGUGGAGUUCACAUCCUCCGGGAGCGUCCUCCUCUUUGUCACCAAGAAAGCCAACGCAGAGGAACUGGCCAAUAACCUCAAGCAGGAGGAUCAUAACCUGGGGCUGCUUCAUGGAGACAUGGACCAGAGUGAGAGGAAUAAAGUCAUUUCGGAAUUUAAGAAAAAGGGGAUCCCCAUCCUGGUAGCUACUGAUGUGGCAGCUCGAGGGUUGGAUAUCCCUUCCAUCAAGACUGUCAUCAACUACGACGUGGCUCGGGACAUAGACACCCACACGCAUCGGAUCGGCCGCACCGGCCGUGCGGGGGAGAAGGGAGUGGCCUAUACCCUGCUGACCCCCAAGGACAGCAACUUCGCUGGGGACCUUGUCAGAAACCUGGAGGGUGCCAACCAGCACGUUUCCAAAGAGCUGCUGGAUUUGGCAAUGCAGAAUCCGUGGUUCCGGAAAUCCCGAUUUAAAGGAGGGAAGGGCAAGAAGCUGAAUAUUGGUGGUGGUGGCUUGGGAUACCGUGAACGCCCCGGGCUGGGUUCAGAAAAUACUGACCGUGGAAACAACAACAGUGUGAUGAGCAACUACGAGGCCUACAAGCCAUCCACAGGGGCCAUGGGGGACAGGCUGACAGCAAUGAAAGCAGCUUUCCAGUCCCAGUACAAGAGUCACUUUGUUGCUGCAAGUUUAAAUAACCAAAAGACUGGGAGCUCUGCUGCUGGUGCCAGCGGCUGGACCAGCGCCGGGAGCCUGAACUCGGUCCCGACGAGUUCAGCGCAGCAAAGUGCCGCCAGUCCCGAGAGCCCCGCGGCAGCGGCAGCAAAGGGAGUCCCGGGUUUCCCCAGCACGGGCAGCCUGAGCGGCAGCCCCACCUUCCCCAGCGCGGGAGCGCCGGCCUUCAACAGCGCAAACGCCGGCAGCAGCGGUCGCGAGGGCAGCGGUGGCAUCGUCAGAGAACGGUACAACGACACCCGGAACAGCCGGCACAGCGAGGCCCCGCGGCGCGGGGACGGCGCUGGCCGAGGGGAGGGCGCUGGUCGCUACAACGAUGCCCAGCGUUACGGUGAUGCCCAGCGUUAUGGUGAUGCCCAACGCCACAACGAUGCCCAGCGCCACAGUGAUACCCAGCGCUACAAUGAUGCCCAGCGCUACAAUGAUACCCAGCGUUACGGUGAUGCCCAGCGUUACGGUGAUGCCCAGCGCUACAACGAUGCCCAGCGCUACAACGAUGCCCAGCGUUAUGGUGAACCCCAGCGUUAUGGUGAACCCCAGCGUUACGGUGAUGCCCAGCGCCACAACGAUCCCCAGCGUUACGGUGAUGCCCAGCGUUACGGUGAUGCCCAGCGCGACAGCGGCGGCAGCAGCCGGCACAGUGACCCCUCCCGGCACGGUGACGUCCAGCGCCACGGCGAGGGCCGGCACUUCAGUGACCUGCCAGGCGGCAACCGCAACAACGGUGACAGCAGGACCAGCGAGGGUAGGAACAGCGAGAGCAGGAACGGAGAGAACAGGAGAGAGGCCAACAGCCGAGACAACAAGACAGAUGGUUUUGCUGUCCCAGAGCCCCCAAAACGGAAGAAGAGCCGGUGGGACAGUUAAAAGCUGGGGGUUCACAGCCUGGAAUCUCUGCAGAUAGUGUUGUCUUUUUCCAGGGAUUUUAGUAACUGGUUGAGCAGCUGGGGCCAGAGAAGGAAAGCAUGAGAACCCCCAUGCAAGUUCAUCUGCGGACAGAUGCACCCAAACGAAAUGUACACAACACUUAGUGAAAGAAAUCAUUUUGAUAAAGCUCCCUGGGUUCUGCUUUGAAACAUUCAGUGCUUGAGUGACUCUGCUGGAUUUAAACAGAUCUUCUUGACAAAAAAGCUGUUCCACAUCCUUGGAACGUUAAGAAACUGUUGUCCAUAGAAAUAUAAAUUAGUCUUUUCUUAACCAGCGUUCACAUUUACAAACCAGUCCAGUCCACCUAGAGAUGCUCAGGACCUGUUAGACAUUAAUCUUGCAGCAGUUUGGUCAGUAUGGUGAGUUCUUCCCCCACCUCCUUUUAACAUAACUGUCCCCAAAUAAUUUGGCCUCCAGGUUACCCCUUACCUCUUUCCCCAUCAACUAAGAAUGUAUUAAUUUGCUUUGGUGAGGGUGGGGCAGAGCAAAUUGGUUUUUGGUGGUUUGGCCUUUUAUUUUGUUUUUUGUGGGUUGUUUUUUUGGUUUUUUUGCUUUUUGUUUGUUUUUGCUUUUUGUUUUUAUGUGUGUGUGUGUGUGUGUGUGUAGCUGUUCAAGGGAUUCUUCUCCAUCCCACCAAACCACAAAUUCAGUUGUAGUGUAGGUUGGACUCCCUGGCUUGUUUGUGGUCAGUACUUCAAUUCCAAUCCCAUUGCCCAUAUUUUAUUUCUUAUGAAGAACCUCCUGUUUUCUAAUAUCCCACAUUCUGGUGGAAGCCUGCAUAGCAAACCUGUGUCUCUGCUGUGCCUAUGCACCCUCUGUUCUGAGAGGGUUGAGUGCUUUCAAAUUAAAAACAAAAAAGGGAAAACAAUGUAGAUACACAACAAUCAGAGGCUGGAGCCCCCCAGGAAGUGUGGCUAAAAGAAGAUUCAGAAAUUCAGGGAUCUGUUGCUCAGAAGCCUUUAGGGAGAACCCAGAAAACAAUUAAUGAAAAGAAACAGCUCAAAUCUGGCCCUGUUUUGGACACAUGUAGUAAAUCUGUAAAAUCUUGCUUGCUCAUUUUUAACUCGUUGUGUGUAUUCCCAUUUUUUAACUUUUAUUUUUUUUUGCCACAAGGUAGGGAAGAACUUUUCAGUUGGGACAUGUCAGCACCCACCGCUGGCUCGUUUCCACUGGAAGAUGUACCAGAAGCUGUCAGGGUUUUGUGACAUUGUGAUGUUUUCUUUAUCAGCUGUGCAUUUACUUUCUGCUUGCUCUAGUAAAUGUUUUAUUACUGGUACAAAAA